Cottoperca gobio is the source of this 4490-nucleotide messenger RNA. It is a transcript of the gene pxnb, whose product is annotated as paxillin b. NCBI's taxonomy places the organism in Eukaryota, Metazoa, Chordata, Actinopteri, Perciformes, Bovichtidae. The record is from RefSeq and is a predicted model, not a curated record. The transcript has 14 exons. Bases 123 to 3617 code for a protein of 1164 amino acids. Gene Ontology annotation, biological process: transforming growth factor beta receptor signaling pathway; substrate adhesion-dependent cell spreading; endothelial cell migration.
UUACCCUGAGCAGCUUGCAGCAGCGCUUCAGUGGUGAAGUUUGGAGAGGAAAACUCACUUCGUAAACAGUUGAGAAGCUCUCCAAACAUAAAACUGACACAGGCCACAACCAGGCAGCCGCUAUGGACGACUUAGACGCGUUGCUGGCAGACCUGGAAUCCACUACGUCCCACAUCGCAAAGCGACCUGUGUUCUUUCCUGAGGAGACCCCGUACUCCAUCCCCACCGGAGGACACUCCUACCAGGAUGUGUCAGUUCCACCUCCAGUCCCUCCUCCACCCUCAGCCGAGGCUCUGAACGGGUCCCUGAUCGAUCAGCCGGACUCCCACCACUCCUCUCAGCAGUCGUUAGGUUCAGCCCAGAAGAGCUCCUGGUCCAGGGACAGUAGCAGCCCUUCGUUGUCUCACGUUGAAGAGGACCACGUCUACAGUUUUCCAAAUAAACAAAAGUCAUCAGACUCGUCGACAGCAGCCAUGACCUCUGCCAUGGGCAGCAACCUCUCAGAGCUCGACAGGCUGCUGCUGGAACUCAACGCAGUGCAACAGAGCUCCCCUUCAUUCCCCACGACAGAGGAGGCAGCUCCACCUUUACCAUCCUGCAGCAUCACCCACUACGAGAACGGCAGCGCCCCUGACAUCACGGUGAGCCCUUCUCCUCAGGAGAAACCCAAGAGGAACGGGACAAGGCUGGAUGAGGCCCGACCCAGCAUGGAGAGUCUGCUGGACGAGCUGGAGGGCUCAGUGCCUUCACCCAGCUCCUGUGAUCGCCACAAUGAUUUGGACACACCCUCUCAGCAGCAGGCCAGAAUUUCAGCCUCCUGUGCCACAAGAGAGCUAGACGAGCUAAUGGCCUCUCUGUCUGACUUUAAGCCCAGUUCUUUGGGCUCUCUGCUGGAUCCAGGAAGAGCUUCUUCCAGCUCUCCUCAUCCUCCAGUCUCUUCCUCCUUCACCCCAGUGGCUUCUCCUAUCCUUAGUCUGUCCCACCCGUCUGCCUGUACCUCUCCUCUUUUCUCUUCGCCUGCUGGUCUAGAGCUUCACAUAGACGAGGAUGGAGGAGACGGUGGCAUGUCGAUGCACCGUUUCUGUCCCCACAGUCCUAUAUCCUCACUUUCUGCAGCCAGUGACUUGGAAUUGGACUCUGUCAUAGAUGUCUCUGCCACCAUGCUGUCAUCCCAAACCAAGUCUCUGCUAGUCCUCUCUCAGGCUGCUUCCUCUAACUCCAACCUCAUGAGAAAUAGCCCAAGUCCUUCCUAUACCACCACCACCCCCUCCCUAACCUCAGUUAACACCGUCCUGGACCACAAGUCUCCUAGUCCAUCUGUAGAGCGGGUCUCACCCUCAAAUACUGUUGGUAAAUUCCCUUGUGCUCCUGAGCCUACGAGCAAGGGGUCUGCUUCUUUUCAAGACCUCAUUUUAAAUUUCUCCACUCCACCUACUUUUAAAAACCUCACCCCUCCUCUCUCAGCUCCAGAGACUCCUUCACCCAUCCCUGUCGCUGCACAUGCUUCCUCCAAAACAUCCUCACCAUCUCCAGUUUCUUCAUUGUCGGCCCAACCUCCACCGGCGUUCACCAGCCCCAGCAGGCAGCUGUUGGAGUCAGCGCCCCCAGCACAGAGAGCCAACCCCUACACUGUACAGCAACCCCUGAUGGUGGAGCCCUCCCUGAACGAGGCCUUGGACAAGCUGCUAGCCAUGAGUUUUGCACAGAAUCACUCAGCAGCACAUGUGGAGGAGCUGAAGAUGGAGGCGCAGUGUCUCGGCAGAGGAAUGCAGGAGGUGCACGAGGAGCUCAUCCUGCCCAUGGACAGAAACAGCGUGCAGCCUGAGACUUACACCAGCGCCACCAACACCAUCACAGACGGCUCAGUGGACGGAGGUACUGACGGGAAUGGAGAUCUGGACUGGGCUGAUGAGGAGCUUUCCAUGUCCUUCCACGAUGGACUGGAUGGCACCAUGACGCCUUACACCGAGAGGCCGUACACAGAUGGCAGCAUGACACCGCUGACGGAGGCCAGCUGGAUGGAUGAGUCCAUGACCCCGUCUUCAUGCCCCGGGACGCCUGACGUUGCCCUGGACCUGCCCCUGCUGCAGACUCCCAAUAUGGACCGAGUCUCUGCUUCCGGACAUAUAAAAUCAGUGAUUAGGCGCACUAAGGAGACUCCCAACGUGCACCCCAUGUUCCGAGAUGGUCAUCUGCGCAGGAAGAUGGGACCCAUCAUUGUAAACAAGAGCACUUCUCAGGACCGCCUCAUAGAGGAGCUUCAGGGCAAGUUUGGGAUCGGCCGCUCAGAGCGCCGACGCAAACAGUCCGACGAAUGGCUGACCGAGGGGGUCGUCAUCACCUCCAAACCCCAGCGUUUCCGUCCCGAUGGGGCCGGCGGCGAGGUCGACAAGAUCAUAAUUCCCCCAGAGUCGCCUGUCCCUGUGAGGAAGGUGCUCCCUCCUCUCUCUCCCCCCGCCCCUCGUCGCCCUCCUAUCGUAGAAGAACCUAAGCGACUACUCCCAGCACAGCAGCACGCUAUCCCUAUACCUCCACCUCUCCCUCCACCUCCCCCUCCACAACCUCUUAAAAUCCACGAACGAGUUCCCGCUGCACUUCGGCAGUUUAUAAAAGCCACACCUCCACCUGCCCUAAUUCGGGAACCUCCCGCUCCCAAACGAGAGCCCUCUCCUCCUGUUUUUAAAACCCCAACCUACCCUCCACCAGUGGCACCAAUUCCACCCAAAGUCCUGGUGUCAGUAGGCUGCCAAACUGAGUAUGACCCCAUCUUCCCUCCAAUGCAGAUGAUGGCCCAAGGGAAGGGCGGUGUUCCCGGGGGGCCUCCGACACAGGUCAACAAGUUGGACAACAUGCUCGGCAGCCUGCAGUCGGACCUCAACAAACUGGGCGUGCAGACGGUCGCUAAAGGAGUCUGUGGAGCCUGCUGCAAGCCAAUUGUGGGACAGGUGGUGACUGCCAUGGGCCGCACAUGGCACCCUGAACACUUUGUGUGCACACACUGCCAAGAGGAGAUCGGCUCCAGGAACUUCUUUGAGCGAGAAGGACAGCCGUACUGCGAGACAGAUUACCACAACUUGUUCUCCCCGCGGUGCCACUACUGCAACGGGCCCAUACUGGACAAAGUUGUGACGGCGCUGGAUAGGACAUGGCAUCCUGAACACUUCUUCUGCGCUCAGUGCGGAUCCUUCUUUGGCCCCGAGGGCUUUCAUGAAAAGGAUGGAAAAGCUUUUUGCAGGAAGGAUUACUUUGACAUGUUUGCCCCAAAAUGCGGCGGCUGUGCCAGAGCCAUUCUGGAGAACUACAUCUCUGCGCUGAGCAGCCUUUGGCAUCCGGAGUGUUUUGUUUGCAGGGAGUGCUUCACCCCGUUUGUGAAUGGAAGUUUCUUCGAGCACGAUGGUCAGCCCUACUGUGAAGUGCACUACCACGAGCGCCGCGGCUCCCUCUGCUCCGGCUGCCAGAAGCCCAUCACGGGACGCUGCAUCACCGCUAUGGCCAAGAAGUUUCACCCGGAGCACUUCGUCUGCGCCUUCUGCCUGAAACAACUCAACAAAGGCACCUUCAAAGAACAAAACGACAAACCCUACUGCCACGGCUGCUUCAUCAAGCUGUUCAGUUAGAGUUUCACAGUUACGGGUCAGGGCUGAGAUCAGCGUGUAACGCCUCUUCAGCACAGGUAGGGUGGGAUUAACUGUGUUUCUAUCAAAGAAGCUUGUCUGUGUCCUGAUGGUGACAUUGGAAGUGUGUAUGGGUUCGGUAUGUGCAUGUCGUUGAAGCAGCAAACUGUCUCGACUAAAAUACUUUUAAAACGUCCCUAUUUUCAGAGCGACGGCGAUGCAGUAGGUUUUGAGUGGGUCCGUAAGUGCGACACAGAUAUACUCGAAGAAAGGUGACGUCACAAGAGGUUUUAAAAUCCACACUGAUAUGCACAAGACUACGGUUCUCGUCUUUGAUCCCCUGAAAUGUGUUGAGCUGCCUGUUGUUCUCUUUUCAAACCUUUUUAGUUUGUAUCUCGUUAGAUGGUGAAAUCUUACUGAACACUGUAGAAAUCCAUGAAACACUCGCUGCAUGUUCGACAUCGUUGCUCACUGGUUGAGCGUGUCAUGUUAGAAACCGUAGGAAAAAGAAAUCUGAAAACUAGCAGGGAGCUGUUGUUUUUUAACAUUACAAUAUAAACUGUCACAGCAGAGGAGGGUAGAAGGCUUUCCCCCCCCCCCAACAUGGUAUCAAGUUGGACAGAUAUCACUGUAGCAUUGACUGGAAAUGGGCUGCGUCAGCAUGCAGUUAUUUUGUAUGUGUGCGAUGGAUUGUAGUGUUUUUACACUUUUACAGAUGCAAACAGCGUCUUUCACACUUUUAGAUUCGAUUCUAGAGCUGCAACGAUUCGUCAACAGGAAAAUAAUCAACAACUAUUUUGAUAAUUGUUAAAGUAAUUUUUCAUGUUUUUAGAUUUCCUGCUUUUCUCUGUUUUAUAUCAUAUUAAACUGAAUAUC